Molecule: messenger RNA, 1840 nt
Organism: Diospyros lotus (date-plum)
Lineage: Eukaryota; Viridiplantae; Streptophyta; Magnoliopsida; Ericales; Ebenaceae
Product: equilibrative nucleotide transporter 3-like
Exons: 10
Coding region: 324-1577 (417 amino acids)
Biological process (GO): nucleoside transmembrane transport
Cellular component (GO): plasma membrane
Molecular function (GO): nucleoside transmembrane transporter activity
Source: RefSeq, a predicted model, not a curated record
CAAAAUUUGAUUACGGGGUUGCCCGCCAUGCAUUGUGCGUUUCUUCAGUUUUGUGUUUAAGUGGAAGCCUAGGAAUGUGAAAUUGUUCAAGAAAAUAGUUACAUCGACUGUCCAAAAGAUGUACCUUGAUGCUCGUCUUCGUGAGAUUUUGGUUGAGCUCUUAACCGUUCAUCCCUCCCCUCUCCUCCCUAAAUAAAACUCCCUACCAAGGUCUUUUUACUUAUAACCUGGUAUUAUACUUGGCCGCGAAAAAGCAUGGAGAAACUGCUGAUGAGUAAAUAAACAUUUUUUGAAGCACGCGCGAGCGGGAAGAAGUCACGACUAUGUCUGAUGCAACUGAAGCUCCACUUAGGCUUGAUGGCAAGUAUGGGGCAAUCGUUGUUUGUUGGAUCCUUGGACUUGGUGCUCUUGUUUCCUGGAACAGCAUGUUGACAAUAGGAGAUUACUACUAUAAACUGUUCCCACACUACCAUCCUGCAAGGGUACUUACACUGGUUUAUCAACCAUUUGCACUUGUAACAAUGGCUAUACUUGCACAUUUUGAGUCGAGGAUUGAUACAAGGCGGCGUAACUUGACCGGAUUCAUCCUUUUCUUCCUAAGCACCUUGGCUCUCCUAGUUUUGGAUUUAGCCACAUCAGGAAAGGGAGGAAUUGGAAAUUAUAUUGGCAUAUGUAUCAUUGUUGCUGCCUUUGGAGUCGCAGAUGCUCAUGUUGAAGGAGGAUUAGUCGGAGACCUAUCGUUCAUGUCCCCCGAGUUCAUCCAAUCCUUCCUAGCUGGUAUGGCUGCAUCAGGAGUUCUCACCUCUGCCUUGAGGCUAAUCUCCAAAGCUGCAUUUGAAAACUCCAAUAAUGGUCUUCGCAAGGGAGUUAUGUUAUUCCUUGCAAUCUCGACACUCUUCGAGUUUGUAUGCAUCUUCCUAUAUGCAUUCUUCUUCCCUAGACUACCGAUUGUGAAGUACUACCGCGCAAAGGCAGCAUCAGAAGGAUCAAAAACUGUUUCAUCAGACCUUGCAGCUGCCGGCAUUCCAACAGAAGCAAGCCAAGGAGGUGAAGAUGGUGAUAAACUGCAACAGCGACUAAGCAACAAACAAUUAUUCUUUCAGAACAUAGACUAUGCAUUGGAUUUGAUCUUGAUUUAUGUCCUGACUUUGUCAAUUUUCCCUGGCUUCUUGUAUGAAAACACGGGAUCACACCAAUUGGGCUCCUGGUACGCACUUGUUCUGAUAGCAAUGUACAACACUUGUGAUUUUAUAUCACGAUACAUUCCCCUUAUCAAAAGCCUCAAGUUAAAAUCGAGAAGAGGGCUUAUGCUUGCAACGAUGUCUCGCUUCUUGUUCAUCCCUGCAUUCUAUUUCACUGCAAAAUAUGGCGAUCAGGGAUGGAUGAUAAUGCUGACAUCCUUGUUGGGACUGACAAAUGGCUAUCUCACCGUCUGCAUCCUCACAGAAGCUCCAAAGGGCUACAAGGGUCCGGAGCAAAAUGCACUGGGGAAUUUGCUUGUGCUGUGUCUUCUAGGGGGCAUAUUCUCUGGAGUUGCUCUUGGUUGGCUGUGGCUUAUUGGAAAUGAGCAGUUUUAAAAGCACAAUUUCUUCAGACAUGGAUGUGGAACAUACUUUGCUGCUGAAUUUUUCAACUUGGAUAUGGAACGGAAGCCUUGAACCAUCAAUUCAGUGGCACAUACAUAGUGUAGCAUGUUGCUUGUUAAUUGCCAUACAAAACCAUCCUUUGGUUGUCAAUUUGUUGUUCCAGAGCUGUAUGAGUUCUGCUUGUUAAUUUUUUUGUAUAUUUGAAUUUUAAACUAUCAAUUUAACAAAAUAAUUAUUUACUUGUGGAUGAAAAA